CAGGUGUUGGGUAUCAGUUGUUCUCCUCCUCACUCACCGACAUGAAGGUCCUGGUUUUGGUUGUCUUGGGUCUGGUUGUCCUGGCCGCUGCCCGCCCGUCUGACAUCAUUGACAUCGAGGAGGACCAUCUGGAGCACGAGCAGGAGGGCGUUCCGGGCACGGCCGUCGAGGGCGAGUACUCUUGGGUAGCGCCUGACGGUAAUGAGUACAAGGUCAAGUACAUCGCUGACCACCUUGGUUACCGCGUCCUCGAGGACAACGUCGUGCCCGAAGUCCCCGAGCUCGAUGACAACUAGGACCCUCGAGGAGGACCGUCCCCGAGGACAACUAGGGCCCUCGAGGUUCAAGGCCAGACGACAACAAGCUAUUCCUCCAACUCCCGUCAUCAAGUGGAAACACAUAACACUCUAAACUGUAAAGUGUUAUGUGAGAACAAGUUCAAAUAUCAUUAUAUAAUUUUAGUGGACCUUUACCUUUGAGUUAAAGCCACAAAAUUAAACAAUGCAGUCAUGAAAUACCAUUCCACUGCAAUAAUGUCUAAAUUGAUAAGAAUUAAAUAAAUCUCUGUAUAAAU
Procambarus clarkii (red swamp crayfish) is the source of this 574-nucleotide messenger RNA. NCBI's taxonomy places the organism in Eukaryota, Metazoa, Arthropoda, Malacostraca, Decapoda, Cambaridae. The record is from RefSeq and is a predicted model, not a curated record.